Molecule: messenger RNA, 726 nt
Organism: Cryptococcus wingfieldii CBS 7118
Lineage: Eukaryota; Fungi; Basidiomycota; Tremellomycetes; Tremellales; Cryptococcaceae
Exons: 3
Coding region: 1-726 (241 amino acids)
Source: RefSeq, a predicted model, not a curated record
AUGCUCAGACAGGGCUCCAUGAUCCGCGUUCAUGUGAUACCUCUGAAUGGACAAGACCCUCAGAUCUGGCCCUCUACUAUGUUUGAAAAGCAGCAGAACUUGAUAUACCCAAAGGGCAUUACGCCAAACCAUAUGGAUAACGAAUGGGUGAAGAGGACCAUCGAAAAGAAGGAAGAACGGGACAACAAGGGAAAGCCCAAGUUCUGGGUCAAGCUGGAACAUAAAUUUUCACAUUGCGUCUUGCGAUGGAAAGAGAUAUCUUGGGAGGAGCUCGCUACACAAGUCACUCAGGACGCCGCGACUGCUCAUGCGGCACGGCUGGCCGCCACCUGCGCCAAGAGCGGCCGCAUUUCAAGAAACUCCGGCAGCGAGGGAGAAAUCCUUCCAUCCGACAAUGUUACUCCUUAUAUUGACUCCCCGGCGCCAUCGCCAGUUACCCGAGUCGAAUUGAGACCGUCAAUGAUUCUCUCCUGCGGCAAAAGCCUCGACUCUCCUCUGCAUACUGGUCUCCUUCCCUCGGGAAGAAUCCUCGAACCUUCAGCGCCCGUCGUCAUGAACGAUAAGGGUGAUGGUACAAGAAGGAUGGUGAUGAUCCGGAAACAGAUUGACAAGUGGAAGGAAGUGCUCGAGGAGUUCCCGCAAACGAAGAUGGAUUGUAUGAGACAUGUGGACAGGUUGGAAAAGGAGAUGGCAGACAUGAGGGAUAGAUGUUCGGAGAUCUGGUAG